Pisolithus orientalis is the source of this 1927-nucleotide messenger RNA. RefSeq names its product amino acid permease-domain-containing protein. The record is from RefSeq and is a predicted model, not a curated record. Gene Ontology annotation, molecular function: L-amino acid transmembrane transporter activity. The transcript is spliced from 14 exons. Gene Ontology annotation, cellular component: membrane. Bases 118 to 1764 code for a protein of 548 amino acids. Gene Ontology annotation, biological process: amino acid transmembrane transport. Lineage: Eukaryota; Fungi; Basidiomycota; Agaricomycetes; Boletales; Pisolithaceae.
UCGCGACUCACGCGCGUGUCCGUAUAAGUCACACACAAACUGCCUUGAACGUUCUGUACACGGGUCGCCCAGCAUCAUAUCCAGACAUACGCUGCACUACGAUACCAGUUUGAUCGAAUGUCCGGGCCCAGAAGUGACUUCACGCAUCCCAGCUCGUCCAAAGCAUCGCUACUAGCUGGAACACGCCAUUCCGAUGACUCCAUUGAUUCGCUCCGAAACCUCGAACUAUCAGACGGGCCAGUGCCGCCCAGUGAGCGACGCAGAUCGAUUUCACUUUCGGGAUUUGACUUUCAACGAGAUUUGCUACCGCUCAGUGCAAGUCUCAGCGAACCGGACAAUGUACAUGGAGAAGCAGUCGAGAAGAGUAUUGGUUUGAUACAAGGUAUCGGCCUGGUCGUAGGACUCCAGAUCGGGUCCGGGAUCUUCUCCUCUCCCGCGUUCGGAGCGAGUCUUGCCGUAUGGCUCGCGUCAGGGCUACUAGCAUGGACCGGCGCGAGCAGCUACGCAGAGCUUGGGCCUAUCUUGCCUACUGCCUAUGGGCCACUCGUCUCGUACCUUUUCGCUUGGACUGCCAUUUCCGCCCUUAAGCCAGGCUCGAACGCAGUAAUCAGUCUCAUCUUUGCAGAGUAUCUUAACCGACUUUUAUGGCACACUACUCGUGUCCAGGUAUCCCCAGAUGAAAUCCCCCCGUGGGCCAUCAAACUCACUGCGGUGGUAGCAGUCGUUCUCGUUGCUUUUAUCUGCGCGGCGACACGGAAUAUGGGCACGCGUGCUGCCGUCGUGUUCAUGAGUAUGUCCAUCACUAUAAUUGGUCUGAUACAGCUGAUACGAGGCCGGGUGUCAGAGUCCUUUAAGGAACCGUUGUUUGACGGCUCUAGCCAAAGUCCAUCCGAGUAUUCGCUAGCAUUGUACUCCGGGUUAUGGGCUUUCGAUGGGUGGGACCAGGCAAACUACGUCGGUGGUGAAAUGAAAAACCCGGAGAGGAACAUUCCAAGGGCCAUCCACUGGAGCAUGUUUAUCGUCAUUAGUCUCUUUCUGCUUGCAAAUAUUUCGUACCUGGUGGUCCUGGACAAGCAGACAGUUGGGCUGAGUAACACCGUCGCUUUGGAUUUUGGCCGUGCAUUAUUUGGACCUAUGGGAGGUAUGGUGUUCGCACUCAUGGUCGCUAUCUCUUGUUUCGGUGCCCUGAAUGGUACUGUCUUUACCUGUGCACGCCUGGUCGCAGUGGCAGGUCGUGAAGGAUACCUUCCUGCGAUGUUUGGAAAGCUACAUAAAUCACGCAAAACGCCCGUGAAUGCUAUCUCGCUCCAGGCCGGGUUGACAAUCGCGUUCAUCGUCGUUGGUGGCGGUUUCCGUUCAUUGAUAAAUUUUUCCGUUCUUGCUUCAUGGGCGUUCUAUUUUUUGACUGUCCUUGGGCUGGUGAUACUGCGGGUGAAAGAACCAAACCUCGAGAGACCGUACAGGACAUGGAUAGUGACACCACUGACCUUUUGCGCAGUGGCGCUAUUUCUGCUGUGCAUGCCGAUUAUUGCCGCACCACUGGAAGCCGCAGCUGUCCUUGGUUUCGUACUUGCCGGCGUGCCGGUAUACUACCUCACGAAUCAGGAUGAACAAGCCAAGCUACCAUUCCUGAUGAGUUUGGUUGGUUCUUGGAUCUCUCGGCUAUUUGGACAAUCGAGAGUCAGCGAUGGGUGGCAAGCGGUAUCGCAAGGCGACGAAGUGGAGAUGGCCCAAGAUGGCGAGACUUCACGCCUGACCAUAUGAAUUGAUCAUAUUAUUGCGAGUUCCAGAAAGGCUCUACAGUGCGGAACACUGGAGUAAGAUUCUUAUGUGCAUUUACAUACGUGCUGCAGUCUAUGGUUGCAGUUCUGCCGCAACUACAUUAUAGUGGAACCUGCGUGAAUUUUCGGGAUUGAUACGUUUCGCC